AUGGCCGACGCGCUUGCUGCACAACUCGGCAAUUCUAAGCUGGAAGGAACCUCAGAGCAAAGACUGCAGGACACAUUGAAACUCCCACCUAAAGAUGCUCGCCCACAAACUGAGGAUGUCACUGCUACAAAAGGCCUCGAGUUCGAGGACUUUUACAUCAAACGUGAACUUAUGAUGGGCAUUUUUGAGGCUGGAUUUGAAAAGCCCUCCCCUAUCCAAGAAGAGACGAUACCAGUUGCCCUCACAGGUAGAGACAUCUUGGCUCGAGCUAAGAACGGCACUGGAAAGACCGCUGCUUUUGUUAUCCCCACACUCGAGCGCAUUAACCCCAAAAGUACAAAGACCCAGGCCUUGAUCCUGGUCCCCACACGAGAGCUCGCCCUCCAGACAUCACAGGUCUGCAAGACCCUAGGCAAACACCUCGGUAUCAAUGUUAUGGUUACCACUGGUGGAACGGGUUUGAUGGACGACAUUAUUCGGUUGAAUGACCCUGUUCACAUUCUUGUGGGAACCCCCGGACGGGUGCUGGAUUUGGCUAGCAAAGGUGUCGCCGACUUGGCCGAAUGCCCGACUUUUGUGAUGGACGAAGCAGACAAAUUGCUGUCUCCUGAGUUUACUCCUGUCAUUGAGCAACUUAUGUCCUUCCACCCCAAGGAUCGCCAAGUCAUGCUCUUCAGUGCCACUUUCCCUUUGAUUGUCAAGUCAUUCAAGGACAAACAUAUGCGCAACCCUUAUGAGAUCAACCUUAUGGAUGAACUUACCCUACGCGGUAUCACCCAGUACUAUGCUUUUGUCGAGGAGAAGCAGAAGGUUCACUGCUUGAACACUCUUUUCUCCAAGCUUCAAAUCAACCAGUCGAUCAUUUUCUGCAACUCAACCAAUCGGGUUGAGCUUCUGGCCAAAAAAAUCACCGAACUCGGCUAUUCGUGCUUUUAUUCUCAUGCUCGGAUGCUUCAACAGCACCGUAACCGAGUCUUCCAUGACUUCCGCAACGGCGUAUGCCGCAACUUGGUUUGCUCUGACCUGUUGACUCGCGGUAUCGACAUUCAAGCAGUCAACGUUGUGAUCAACUUUGAUUUCCCGAAGAACGCGGAGACCUAUCUUCACCGUAUCGGUCGUUCAGGUCGUUUCGGACACUUGGGACUCGCCAUUAACCUCAUCAACUGGGAGGAUCGGUUCAAUCUGUACAAGAUUGAGCAAGAACUGGGCACCGAAAUCCAGCCAAUCCCUCAGAAUAUUGACAAGAAGCUUUAUGUCUAUGAUUCUCCCGAGAACAUCCCUCGGCCGAUAUCCAACCCUCUACCCCAGACUGGAGCUGGAUCCGUGAACAUGAACGGAGACCGUCAACCUCGCCGGAACAAUCACAAUGGCCAACCGCAAAUCCAACAGCACGGUCAACAGCACGGUCAACAGCACGGUCAACAGCACGGUCAACAGCACGGUCAACAGCACGGUCAACAGCACGGUCAACAGCAAGGUGGACAACAUGGCCAAUACUACAAUAAUCGGGGACGCAGUUCUUACCGUGGUCGUGGACAGGGUCAACGUCGUGGGGCACAAAAUGACGCCAACCGGAUCGCCUUCGGUCAACCAAAUCCGGGACAAUCCCAAGCGCCCAUCUCUUAG
This is a messenger RNA of Penicillium digitatum Pd1, 1626 nucleotides long. RefSeq names its product DExD/H-box ATP-dependent RNA helicase DHH1 (gene dhh1). The record is from RefSeq and is a predicted model, not a curated record. Gene Ontology annotation, biological process: P-body assembly; cytoplasmic stress granule assembly; negative regulation of translation. Gene Ontology annotation, molecular function: ATP binding; RNA helicase activity; mRNA binding. Gene Ontology annotation, cellular component: P-body; cytoplasmic stress granule. NCBI's taxonomy places the organism in Eukaryota, Fungi, Ascomycota, Eurotiomycetes, Eurotiales, Aspergillaceae.